Molecule: messenger RNA, 300 nt
Organism: Peniophora sp. CBMAI 1063
Lineage: Eukaryota; Fungi; Basidiomycota; Agaricomycetes; Russulales; Peniophoraceae
Source: the annotation of a GenBank genome assembly
AUGGUUGUCUUUGUACCGCCCAUCACGAGCCCGACGGCCGACACGAAGUGGGUGUCCGGUGCCGCCGCUACUGUCACUUGGGAUGCAUCCAACGCGCCUGAGCAGAUCUCCAAUGGCAGCUCCGUCGUCCUCAAGCGAGCGGGGAAGAUCCUCGCAACCCUUGCCGAAGGCUUUGACCUCAAGUGUGGGUCCGUCGAAGUUACCGUUCCCGCUGGUCUUGAGACCGCGAAGGACUACUGUAUCACUCUGUUCGGCGAUAGUGGCAACAUGUCGUCCGAGUUUGAGAUAUGUAGUGCUUGA